UAACUGUGUUUGCAAAGGGAUUCACCCAAAAAAAAAAAAAAAAAAAAUGUGUUUGCAAAGAGUUUUUACAAGUACAAUGGUAAAAACUGUUUAAAAUGCCAAACCAGUUGUUUCAUACGCUGUUCAAACAAGUUUUGGCUUUUGUGCCUAAGAACUUGGAUAUCUUAGAUGCCUUCUCUCUACAUGAUUACGUGGUUAAGAUGUGAUAUUCUUAAAGGAAAGGAACAAGUCGUUUUAGCUCAUAUAUGUAGAAUUUGUGAUGUUUCCAAAACACAACGCUAAACACGGAAAAAAACAAAGCACAAAGCAAAACCUUUAGCUUUGUUUACAAGGUUGAUCAGUUAAAAAGAAUGGAAGUAGAACUAUGUGUUGGUAGUUUAUGAGAGUUGAGUUCAAAGGAGGGUAAAAUGGGGAAAAGCGGUAGCAUUUUCAGGUAUGCUGAUAGGAUAGACAAUUUCCUAAUGCUGUUUGGAACUUUGGGUAGCAUUGGAGAUGGAAUGAUGACCCCACUCACCAUGUUGCUUCUUUCUGAUUUGAUAAAUGAUUACGGAACUUCUAUUUCUGCUCCCUCCAAUUAUACAGUAGACAAGUACUCGCUCAGGCUGGCCAUUCUUGGCAUUGUGGUUGGUUUAUCUGCAUUUAUAGAAGGAAUUUGUUGGACAAGAACUGCAGAGAGACAGACAUCUCGAAUGAGAAUGGAAUACCUAAAAUCAGUGCUCAAGCAAGAAGUUGGUUACUUUGACAAGCAAGAUGCUUCUUCCACUACCUUCCAAGUCAUUUCUACCAUCACUUCUGAUGCACAUGCAAUCCAAGACACUAUAGCUGAGAAGAUACCAAACACCCUGGCUCAUCUCUCAUCCUUUUUCAUCAGCAUCCCAAUUGCUUUUGUGCUUUCUUGGAGACUUGCAAUGGCCGCACUUCCAUUCUCGGUCAUGUUUGUCAUUCCAGCAGUUGUAUUUGGAAAUGUAUUGAAGGACUUAGGAAGUAAGAUGAACAAUGCUUAUGGGGUUGCCGGUGGGAUCGCAGAACAAGCACUCUCAUCAAUCCGGACUGUUUAUUCAUAUGUCGGGGAGCAUCAAACAGUAGAUAGGUUCAGCAGUGCCCUUUCGAAGAGUAUGGAGCUUGGCAUAAAGCAAGGUUUCAUAAAAGGAUUGCUAUUUGGGAGUGUGGGAAUGAUGAUGUAUAUUGCUUGGGCAUGUCAAAGUUGGGUUGGUAGUAUACUUGUUAUUGAAAAAGGAGAAAAAGGUAGCCGUGUUUUUCUUUCUGAAAUCUGUGUCAUCUGGGGAGCAGUGUCCAUCAUGAGUGCACUCCCAAACUUCUCUUACAUCUUAGAGGCAACAGCAGCUGCAAGUAGGAUAUUUCAGAUGACUGACCGAAUUCCACUUAUAGAUUUUUGCAAUAUAAAAGGAAAAAUUCUAGCACAUGUCAGAGGAAAAAUAGAAUUUAAAGAUGUGCACUUUAGUUAUCCAUCCAGACCUGAUACCUCAGUUCUUCAAGAAUUUAAUCUUACUAUACGAGCUGGUAAGACAGUAGGCCUUGUUGGAGGCAGUGGCUCUGGAAAGUCUACUAUUGUUUCUUUGCUAGAAAGAUUUUAUGACCCUCUCAAAGGGAACAUUCUUCUUGAUGGACAUGAUAUAAUGAGAUUUCAUCUUAAAUGGUUAAGAUCUCAAAUGGGACUCGUUAAUCAAGAACCAGUUCUCUUUGCAACGACCAUUAAAGAAAACAUUCUUAUGGGAAGGGAAGAUUCACCGAUGGAGCUUGUUAUAAAUGCAGCUAAGACUGCUAAUGCUCAUGACUUCAUUGUAAAAUUGCCAGAAGGAUAUGAGACUCAAGUAGGGCAAUUUGGAGUUCAAUUAUCUGGAGGGCAAAAGCAAAGAAUUGCCAUAGCCAGAGCUUUAAUCAGAGAUCCAAGAAUUUUUUUACUUGAUGAAGCUACCAGCGCUUUGGAUUCACAGUCUGAAAGAAUAGUACAGGAAGCCUUGGACCAGGCUUCAAUAGGAAGGACAACAAUUAUUAUUGCCCAUCGCCUUAGCACAAUCUAUAGGGCUGAUUUAAUUGUAGUUCUUCAAUCAGGAAGAGUGGUUGAGUCUGGUUCUCAUGAGGAACUGAUUCAUAUGAACAAUGGAGAAGGAGGAGCAUACAAGAAAAUGGUGCAGUUGCAGCUAUCAACCAUGCAAAAUGAAGCUUCCAAUGCUUCUGAUCAUUCAACAGAAUAUAGAAAAUGCCAUGAGAUUUUGGCUAGCUGGACUCCUCAGAGAACUCGUAGCAUGAGAUCAAGCUGGUAUAGCAGCCCAGAGUACCAAUUCAGCCCAGUGUAUUCCAUUAGCAUUACACCGUCUUCCCAUAUACAUCCUUUCAAUAGUGACACCGAUGAAAGUUCAAGCAACAUACCUUAUCCUCCUCUUUCCCUAUGGCGUUUACUACAAAUGAAUGCACCUGAAUGGAAGCAAGCAUUGCUAGGGUGCAUAGGUGCUGCUGUCGUUGGAGCUAUUCAGGCAAUGCAAUCCUUUUGCAUGGGAACAAUUCUCUCAAUUUACUUCAUAAGUGACAUUGCCACCCUGAAAUCACAAGCCAGACUCUACUGUCUCAUCUUUGCGAGUACAGCAGUUGGAACCUUUAUUACUAAGAUCCUUCAACAAUAUAAUUUUUCAGUUAUGGGAGAGUGUUUAACAAAAAGAGUGAGGGAAAAACUGCUUGGAAAGAUUCUUACCUUUGAAAUAGGGUGGUUUGAUCAAGAUGAGAAUACAAGUUCAGCCAUCUGCGCACGGCUGGCCACUGAAGCCAAUAUGUUCAGGUCCUUUAUUGCUGAACGAAUAUCGUUGCUGGUUCAGGUUUUCUUUAGUGCAGCCUUGGCUUAUGUGCUUGGAUUGGUAACUGCAUGGAGGUUAGCCAUUGUGGUAAUUUCCAUACAGCCUUUCGUAAUUGGGAGCUUCUAUUCAAGGAGUGUCCUGAUGAAAAGCAUGUCCAAAAAGGCCCAAAAAGCACAGAGAGAGGGUAGUCAAUUAGCAAGUGAAGCAACCAUCAAUCACAGAACUAUCACUGCAUUUUCCUCUCAAAAAAGGAUAAUAAGACUCUUCAAAGCUACAAUGGAAAGACCCAAAAAGGAGAGUAUAAGACAGUCAUGGAUUUCAGUGUUUGGCCUAUUUAGUUCCCAAUUUAUGACAACAGCUGGCAUAACUUUCACCUUCUGGUAUGGAGGAAGGCUAAUGAAUAAAGAAUUAGUAACAUCAAAGCAGAUAUUUCAAACUUUCUUCGUCUUGAUGAGCACUGGUAAAACCAUUGCCGAUGCAGGAAGCAUGACAUCUGACUUAGCCAAAGGUGCUAGUGCCAUAAGAUCAAUAUUUACCAUCCUAGACAGACAAAGUGAGAUUGAGCCUGAAGACCCUGAAGGCAUUGAGAUUAAAAAGACUCUCCAAGGCCAUAUAGAAUUGAAGAACGUGUUUUUCUCUUACCCAGCAAGACCUGACCAAAUGAUCUUCAAGGGUCUUAGCCUCAAUAUCGAAGCUAGAAGAACCAUGGCACUAGUGGGACAAAGUGGUUCAGGCAAAUCAACAAUCAUUGGGUUAAUUGAAAGAUUCUAUGACCCACUCAAGGGAUCAAUACUUAUAGAUAAAAGAGAUAUUAAAAACUACAACUUGAGACAACUGAGGUCCCAUAUUGCAUUAGUGAAUCAGGAGCCCACGCUUUUCGCAGGAACAAUUCACGAAAACAUCCUUUGGGGUAAAGAAGAUGCUACAGAAGCUGAAGUGAGGAAAGCUGCAGCUCUUGCCAAUGCUCAUGAAUUUAUAAGUUCAAUGAAAGAUGGAUAUGAAACAUACUGUGGAGAAAGAGGAGUCCUGCUAUCUGGGGGCCAGAAGCAGAGGAUAGUACUUGCUCGAGCAAUACUGAAAAACCCACCAAUUCUUCUAUUGGACGAAGCAACCAGUGCCCUUGACAGUGUAUCUGAGGCUCUAGUCCAAGAAGCUCUUGAUAAGAUGAUGUUAGGCAGUACAUGCGUAGCUGUAGCUCAUAGGCUUUCCACCAUACAAAAGGCAGACACCAUAGCUGUGAUCAAGAAUGGACAGGUUGUGGAACAAGGAAACCACCAUGAUCUACUUGCCAUUGGAGCCAAUGGGGCAUAUUACUCUCUCAUCAAUCUUCAAAGCAAUCACUCUACUUACUAGUGACCCUCUCUCUUCCUUUUGCUGAUUUUCAAGUUCUGUUUUGUAGUUUCUACCAUUAGAAAUUUAGAAUGUAGUAGAUUGGCAGAUUCCUUUAAGCUAAAAUAAACAAAACCAAUGAGAUCUAGGUGAAGAUUUAGCAUUUGAACUGCAACAAAAUUUACACAAAAACAUGCAUAAAAAGGAAAUUUAGACUGAAAUAAAUUCUCUGCAUAAUCAAGUUAAGCAAUGGUCUCUACUUGGCGCCAGCUCUUGAGAAACUCAACGCUCAUAAUGUGUAAUUAGCUUUAGAAAAUUGGAAAUAUGAUCUGUGCUCAUUUUUAUUUGUCCCAUAACAGCCACCAAAUCCCAAAUAGAACUUUAGAAUUCAAAAUGCUGUCCUAUUGAAUUUAUUCUACUACUUCUUGCUUGACCAAAUGGGUAAGACUUCAAGGGCUUGAUGGAAGAUGGAGACAUUGGACGUAGUAGGACAGAGUUGAUCGAAGAUCCAAUUUCACUGGGUUUGAUUUAACGAGUUUAAUGAUCCAGUAGGCCCACCAACCAUAGCCUUGCAGUUUUAAUUUUUAUUUCUGCUUGGACACCUUCCUUCUUUAAACUCGUACACUAAUUCAGAGUAUAUUAAAAUAAUAUAUAUAAAAAUUUGUUCGAAGACUAAGUUAAAAUCUUUUAUAUUCAUUUUUAAGUUUUCAAUUUUUUCUUUUGGGAACAAAGUUCUUUAAAAAUUGUAUUAGCAUCUUUAUUUUUCAUGAGAGGUUUUCUGUAAAUAUGAUGAUAAUGUAGCAUAUUU
Messenger RNA from Ziziphus jujuba (common jujube), 4947 nucleotides. RefSeq names its product putative multidrug resistance protein. Bases 408 to 4163 code for a protein of 1251 amino acids. Gene Ontology annotation, molecular function: ATP hydrolysis activity; ABC-type transporter activity; ATP binding. The transcript has 7 exons. Lineage: Eukaryota; Viridiplantae; Streptophyta; Magnoliopsida; Rosales; Rhamnaceae. The record is from RefSeq and is a predicted model, not a curated record. Gene Ontology annotation, biological process: transmembrane transport. Gene Ontology annotation, cellular component: membrane.